AUGGGUAGCACAGAAAAUGCUUAUUGUCGUCUCUGCGCUGUCUGUAAGCCUCAAGACAAGCUCGUAGACUUACAAAUAGAUCAGGUAAAAAGAAAUUUCAUAGUAAACAAACUGAAACUACUCGACUGUCAGUUGGAUUUUAGUGAAAAUAUUCUGCCCAAGACUGUUUGUUUACUAUGUAUUAACGCACUGACACACGCAUCUGACUUUGUAGUCGCCGUGGAACAAGCUCAACGUGUAUUAAAAGAUGUAAUUAUAACGCAGCCUAUAAAAAAAGAGUCCGAUAAUUCUGACUGUGACGAAACAUUCGUUUAUGAAAUGUUAGAAGAGAAAUACGAAGAUAAUAUUACUGUAAAAUCAGAGUCCGAUAACGAAGCUAGUGCUGCCCAAAACAAAGCUUUAAUAAACCAUACGGGAACUACGAAAAAUGGGAAAACAAAGAAAGUAUCAGAUUUAGACUCCAUACCACUCUCGCAACUAAAACUGACCUGGGAGGACUACUUCUGGACCUGUUCGUACUGCGAGACUCAAUUCGCUACUGUUACAGACCUUAUUAGCCAUUCUAUGAAGUACCAUAAGUCUUGUAAUGCAUAUUGUUGUAACGAUUGUAAUGUUAAAAAGUUAAGACAUAGUAUGGAUAUGGCAAAGAGAAAAUAUACACCAGGUGACCUUUGCCCUUUAGAUGAAACUACAGGUAAAGUUAAAAAUUCUGAAAUGGAUAAAAUUUUGGAAUGGAAAAACAAAAUAUUAGUUAAUACGAAACCAGGUAGACCUAAAACGGAUAAAGUUAGUGUUGUGAUAGAAAUCAAAAACUAA
This is a messenger RNA of Arctia plantaginis, 816 nucleotides long. NCBI's taxonomy places the organism in Eukaryota, Metazoa, Arthropoda, Insecta, Lepidoptera, Erebidae. The record is from the annotation of a GenBank genome assembly.